AUUGAUUCCUCAGAUUGGCUCAAUAGCUAGGACUGGGCAAGCAGCUGAGAACUUCAUCCAGGUCUUCCAAACUCGUGACCGAAACUCGUGAGCCAUCACCUGCUGCCUGCCAUAGUUAGUACUGGUGGAACCUGGCAUCGUAAACCAGAGCUUGCAAUGAACCUAGGCACUUUCGUGUGGGACCUGAUUGUUUUCAUUGGUGUUCUAACCCUAGGACCAAAUGCCUAUUGCAGAUAAUUGGAGUUUUACAUUUUAUUUUUUCUUUCCAGAUCCAGCCCCUCUGUGGAACCUCUGAACAUCUUUUGCUAGCGAAAACAUGUUCUACACAAUGAGGCCAACAACUUAAUUUGCAGAAGUGUUUAUGUGCUUCUGCUUCAUCUGCUGCUGUUCACAGUACUUGGAAUCUAAGCAGUACAGGGUCUUUUGCGAUGACAAUAUGACUAAUAGUAAAGGAAGAUCUCUGACCAGUAAAACAAGUGAUGGUUCAGCUAGUGGAGGAAGUUUUGUAGACUGGACUUUAAAUUUAAAUACAAUUCAGUCUGACAAGUUUUUAAACUUACUGUUGAGUAUGGUUCCAGUGAUUUACCAGAAAAAUCAAGAAGAUAGACACAAAAAAGGGAAUGGCCUCUGGCAAGAUGGACUGUCAGCAGCAGCACAGACUUUGAGUAACAGAGCUGAGCAGCACAUGGAGUAUCACAGUUUCUCAGAGCAGUCUUUCCAUGGCAGUAACGGGCACAUACCAUCAGGCUGUAGCCAGAAGUAUGAUGACUAUGCCAACUACAACUACUGUGACGUGCGAGAGGCUUCAGAAACCACUGCCAUGCUACAGGACGGAGACGCGUCCAGCGAUGGCGAUGAGGAUGCCAUUGUGGAAGCCAACCAUAAGUUACCAAAGGAGUCCAGCGGCAUCAUGGCCCUGCAGAUACUUGUGCCGUUUUUGCUAGCUGGCUUUGGGACAGUUUCAGCUGGCAUGGUUUUGGAUGUAGUACAGCAUUGGGAGGUGUUCAAAAAAGUUACAGAAGUCUUCAUUUUAGUUCCUGCACUCCUCGGUCUCAAAGGGAACUUGGAAAUGACAUUGGCAUCCAGAUUAUCCACUGCAGUAAAUAUUGGGAAGAUGGAUUCACCCAUUGAAAAGUGGAAUCUAAUAAUUGGCAACUUGGCUUUAAAGCAGGUGCAGGCCACCGUCGUUGGCUUUCUAGCAGCUGUGGCGGCAAUUAUACUGGGCUGGAUUCCAGAGGGCAAGUAUUACCUGGAUCAUUCCAUCCUUCUGUGCUCCAGCAGUGUGGCAACUGCCUUCAUCGCGUCUCUGCUACAGGGAAUAAUAAUGGUUGGGGUCAUUGUUGGUUCUAAGAAGACUGGCAUCAAUCCCGAUAAUGUUGCCACACCUAUUGCUGCUAGCUUUGGUGACCUGAUAACUCUGGCCAUUUUAGCUUGGAUAAGUCAGGGUUUGUACUCCUGUCUCGAGAACUAUUACUUCGUUUCUCCGUUAGUUGGUGUGUUUUUCUUAGCGCUCACUCCUAUCUGGAUUAUAAUAGCUGCCAAGCAUCCAGCCACAAGGACAGUUCUCCAUUCAGGCUGGGAGCCUGUCAUCACGGCGAUGGUUAUCAGCAGCAUUGGGGGCCUUAUUCUGGAUACAACUGUAUCUGAUCCAAACUUGGUUGGAAUUGUUGUUUACACACCUGUUAUUAAUGGUAUUGGUGGCAAUUUGGUGGCCAUUCAGGCUAGCAGGAUUUCAACCUACCUGCAUUUACAUAGCAUUCCAGGAGAAUUGCCUGAUGAACCCAAAGGUUGUUACUACCCAUUCAGAACGUUUUUUGGUCCAGGAGUAAAUAAUAAGUCUGCCCAAGUUCUACUGCUUUUGGUAAUUCCUGGACAUUUAAUAUUCCUCUAUACUAUUCAUUUGAUGAAAAGUGGCCAUACUUCUUUGACUGUAAUCUUCGUAGUCGUGUACUUAUUUGCUGCUGUGUUACAGGUGUUCACCUUGCUGUGGAUCGCCGACUGGAUGGUCCACCACUUCUGGAGGAAAGGAAAGGACCCCGAUAGCUUCUCCAUCCCGUAUCUGACAGCGCUGGGGGAUCUGCUUGGGACAGCCUUGCUGGCCUUAAGUUUUCAUUUUCUUUGGCUUAUUGGAGAUCGAGAUGGAGAUGUGGGAGACUAAUAAAUCCUACAAAUGGCUCUCAGAUUGCGAAGGAGGAAAACACAAAACAACCACUUCUGGCUCUUUUUCAAACCUCUUAAAUCAGUACUUUGAUUUCUGCCAGGGAGGGCUUCAGUUGGCCCUGAGAUUCAAUUAAAUGGCCUUAAGGAAUUUGUGUUAAAAACAGACUGAAUAGUAUUUGUGGUACUUUUGGUAGAAUAGAUGAUCAUUUGACAUAGAUAUAAAAACAAGCUCCAACUUUGAAAUUAAACAGGAAAGAUUUAGAAUGCUGACAAUGAAUAAUUUUGAAACCACAUAUAUAGCAGAAAUAGAUUUGCUUAUUGUUGAAUUGACAAUGCAAGUUUAGAGGAACUAUCUCUGAGUGACUCACAAAUGUAUGUUGCUGUAAAUACCAGACAAGAUUUCUGGUAUUUUUAAUUAUGCCUACUUCUGCACUCCCUGAGAAUAAAUUCACCAUUAUUUGUUCCUAAACUGAUCUAAAUAAUCCUGACGAGCACAAGAUUAACUCACUUUUGCCUGUGUCUAACAUUACCCUGUGCCAAUGCUAACUUAAUUUCAAUUCUGCAAAGUUCUUGGUAGGCUACCCUUUACUUAAGCAUAAAACAAUCUUGAAAUAGCUUAAAUAGAAAUCAGUGAACCACUUUUUAAUUAUUGAUUUGUUGAAGAAGGUGGAUAUUUUUCAAACAACCUUGAUAGUCAAAAGCAGGAGAUAACCUGAGAAGCGUUUGUAGAGACAAGAUGACUUGAGGAAUUAUAUGUGUUUUGAUACAAAUCUAAGUCUUGGAUGAUUGAUAGUGAAGAUGAUGACACAUCACUGUUGGAAAAUCAGCAUUAUAGAGCAGGUCUUAAACACAUGUCUUUGGUAUGCUGUUAUCAUUUGGCAUGAAAAUUUUACCACCAACCAAAACACAUCUAUUACCUACUUUAUACUUAACAGCUUCUUCUUAUUUAAAAAAAAUGUACUAUUUAAAAUAAUUAAGUUACAAGAUUUAGAAUGAGCAAAUGAUUCAUAUGCCUUUUUUAUAUGCCCUUUUUAAGGAAUCCUGCUAUUUACCCUUUUCAAAGAGAAAUUGGUGAGUUCCCUCACUUGUUAUUCACAUGUACACCUAUCUGUUUGCAAAGGCUUAUCUCUACAUGGGACCCUAGCAUAUACCCUGCUCUACUUCUCUGUUAUUUUUCAUGAACUCUAGCUCAAUGUGCUAAAUAUCCAGUACGUUAGUUAUUCAAUAAAUGAGCAUUUCCACACCACACGUAGCUCAUUACUUAAAAUGCAGUGCAAUCUCUAAAAGACCUUUAUAUAUUUAAUAACUUAAACUGGCAAGGAAAUAAUAAAACAUGCACAUUAACUUUGGUUGCUACGGUUCUAGCUGUGGGUUAGUGUUAUGUAAAUGGUGGGUUGUAACAUAUUGGGAAAGUAUUAAGCUCUUUAAAUGGGCUAUGGUUUAGAGUUAUAUAUAUUUGCUUACUUUGGGAACUUUAAUUAUUCCAUUAUUCUGCCUGAUAAUUAAGCUUUUAAGGCAGAGAACUGAGCUAAUUAUACAAUUUCUCCUUUGGAGAGUUAUAAUGUUAUAUAGUAAACAUUCUUAUAAAAGAAAGAAUGGUUAAAUUUCAGUUGAUGACUAUUUAGUUGCAAAAAUUUUUUAUAUUUUUAAAUCCACGAGUGAGAUCUUUGAUUUUACUAUAAAGCACUUGUAGAUUGUUUACAUUUGAUCUGUAUGACUCACAAUCAUCUACAUUUUUUUCAGUGAUUUGUUAUGAUUUGUUUUAGCAU
Molecule: messenger RNA, 3929 nt
Organism: Ochotona curzoniae (black-lipped pika)
Lineage: Eukaryota; Metazoa; Chordata; Mammalia; Lagomorpha; Ochotonidae
Product: solute carrier family 41 member 2
Exons: 10
Coding region: 362-2158 (598 amino acids)
Biological process (GO): monoatomic cation transport
Cellular component (GO): plasma membrane
Molecular function (GO): monoatomic cation transmembrane transporter activity
Source: RefSeq, a predicted model, not a curated record